This is a messenger RNA of Sciurus carolinensis (gray squirrel), 3254 nucleotides long. RefSeq names its product transforming acidic coiled-coil containing protein 3 (gene Tacc3). Gene Ontology annotation, cellular component: cytoplasm. The record is from RefSeq and is a predicted model, not a curated record. NCBI's taxonomy places the organism in Eukaryota, Metazoa, Chordata, Mammalia, Rodentia, Sciuridae. The coding region runs from base 713 to 3118 and encodes 801 amino acids. The transcript is spliced from 17 exons. Gene Ontology annotation, biological process: cell population proliferation; mitotic spindle organization; cerebral cortex development.
CCGCCCACGCGCAGGGGGCUCACCGAGCGGCAGCAACGAGUGGCACAGCAGCGUGGCGGCCGUGCGGCGCAAAUGAUAGGACACGAAGGCGGCGUCCUCGCUGCCCAGCCAGCUCGACAGCAGGUUCUGCACCGUGAGCCCGGCCGAGUGGAACUCGUUGGGCGUGAACACAAAGCACACGGCGAAGACCAGCAGGGCGCCGGGACGGAAGUAGCGAGCCGCCUUGGCCGUCCCCGCAAGGGUGUGGCCCCCUCACGAGCAACCCUGGAGGGGGGCUGGAACUGGUCCCACUUCACAAGCGAGGAAACAGACACAAGCGAGCAGCUCUCUGACCCCGGCAAUGCCGCACUGCACGUUCGCGUUCGCCGCAGAGCCCGAGACAACCAGCAAUACCUCACUGGCGAGCGCGAACCCCCGGCUUCAGGGGUUCCUCGGUCCCGGAAGCGGAACUGCAGGCGCGCGAGGGUUGGGGGUGGGGCCAGAGUGCCCUCCCAUUGGUUCCCGGCACCCUGUGAGCCCGCCCCGGGCAGCAGGCUGAUUGGCCGAGAGGCGCCAACCGUCGGUAUUUGAAUCCGCGGACGCGGCGGGCUGCGAUCGCGGGCUGGGAGGCGACUGCGACUAGGUUCUUUCGACGCGGCUUCUUGGCUCAACUGCGGGCGCGGAGCCGGCGCGGCGCUGUUUCUUCCGCGCGGCGGGCGCGGCGGCGGACAGAAUGAGUCUGCAGGUCUUAAGUGACGAAAAUGCCAUCAGUGAAAAAAGUGCAGAAAACUGUGACUUCCUGUUUUCACCACCAGGACUUACCGGAAGAUCGUCUGUCCUUCGUCCGUCACAGAAGGAAAAUGUGCCACCUAGGAACCAGGCCAAAGCUGCAAAGGUGACUUUUCAGACACCUCUGCGAGAUCCACAGACACACAGGAUCUUAAGUCCUAGUAUGACUAGCACACUUGAGAUUCCUUUUGCUCUGGAUAAUAGCACUGGAUUAGGAAACUCUCACUACACCUGGCUGCAGAAAGAGAACCAACAGGUUACCAAGGAAGUGGACACCAAAGCUAUCAAUGGAUUUCUCCAGACAGAAGCAGUGACGAAUAGUGACCUUCCUCCAGCAGACAUAGACUUUGAAGCCUUUGAAAAUGAUAGCUCCAGCAAGCCCAGCUUGGCUACACUGGCUGGCCCAAGCUCCCUAAGCUCUCCCCAGGGCCUAGAAAGUCCUAAGAAACAGAUGUUAUCUCCAAGACAAGUGUCUGGCAAUCCAGGUCAAGCCUUGAAGGAAAGUGUUAGCUCUCAUUUCUUAGAUAAAAGAAUGCCAUCCACCUCUAAGACCCUAGAAAACCCUCUGGAGACAGCACCCCAACCCAAGGUGGAGACUCCUCCCACAGCCCCAGCAGAAAGCUCACACAGCACUGCCUCAGCCAUGGCUACUUCACCUGAUACCAGCCCUGAGAGCCCAUGUGGAGGGGGCCCCCCCACAGACCUGACUGGUGAGACCCCAGGCUCCCCUGAGCCAGCAGCCAGCACCCACCUCCCUCCCCACAUGUGUUCAUCUGGUCCUGAGAACUCAGUCCCAGCUGGCCCUCUGCAGACUGAAGCCACAAACCCAAGUCCUCUGAAGGAAGAGGCCAUUGGCCAAAUAACUGUCCUGCCAAAGUGUGAGCCCGUAAGACUAGAAUUUGACUUCUCUAAUGAAACCACCAGCAAAAGGUUGGUUCCACCUGGGAGACAAGGAAAGAAACCUGAGGGCAGGCAUGAGCAGGCCCCACAGGAGGCAGCAGAGGGAGACCAGUGCCCGGAGCCUCUUCCCCAGGACUCCCACCUUUGCUGGAACAAGUUGGGUGACCCAAACUUCAGCCUGCUAGGAGAUAGCUCCAAGCCUGAUGGCAAAGAGGCCUGGCCCCCAGAAAGCCCAGCAAUCAGGACAACACUGCCUGUGUCUGAGCAGCCAAGUGCUGGGCCCACGGCCCAAGAGGACUCGCCUCCAAGCCAGCAACCGUGUUCAGUCCCAGCGAGUGAUGUACCUGUGGUGCAGAUGACAGCUGAGACCUCGAGAGCAGAGGGCAAGGAAGGAACCUUGGCUCCCAAGAGCUGUCUGGAAAGUGAGCUGGCAGCCCCUUCUGCUCAACUGACGUCUGCCCCUCCUCCUCAGGGACUGGAGCCUACCUUGGAGCUGGAGGAGGAGUGCUUCAGGGACCCAGCUGAGGUUCUAGGCACGGCUGCUGAGGUGGAUUAUCUGGAGCAGUUUGGAGCUUCCUCGUUCAAGGAGUCAGCCUGGAGGAAACAGUCCUUGUACCUGAAAUUCGACCCUCUACUGAAAGACAGCCCUCUGCGACCAGUGCCCAUGGUCCCAGUGACAACAAGCACACAGGAUGCAGAUGAGCUUUCCUUGGGAAAUCCGCUGGAAGCCAAGCUUGUGGAAUUGGAUUUCUUGGGCACACUGGAUGUUCCUGUACCAGGCCCACCCCCAUGCCUCCUUGAGCCUGGAGGUCCCCUGCCCAUUGGGCCUAUUGUGGAUGUUCUGCAGUACAGCCAGAGGGACCUGGAUGCAGCGGUGAAUGCAACACAGGAAGAGAACCUGGAGCUGAAGAGCAGGUGUGAGGAGCUGCGCAUGAAGAACUUGGAGAUGGGGAAGGUCAUGGACGGGUUUGAAGGGCUCGUGUGCCAGGCAAUGGAGGAGGCUCAGAAACAGAAGGAGCUUGCCAAAGCCGAAAUCCAAAAGGUUCUGAAAGAAAGAGACCAACUCACUGUGGACCUGAACUCCAUGGAAAAGUCCUUCUCUGACCUCUUCAAGCGGUUUGAGAAGCAGAAGGAGGUGAUCGAAGGUUACCGUAAGAAUGAAGAGUCGCUGAAGAAGUGCGUAGAGGAUUACAUAGUGAGGAUCGAAAAGGAGGGCCAGAGGUACCAGACACUGAAGGCCCACGCGGAGGAGAAGCUCAAGCUGGCAAACGAGGAGAUCACCCAGGUCCGGAGCAAGGCCCAAGCAGAGGCCUUGGCCUUCCAGGCGAGCCUGAGGAAGGCGCAAAUGCAGAUCCACUCGCUGGAGAAGACUGUGGAGCAGAAGACUAAAGAAAACGAGGAGCUGACCAGGAUCUGUGAUGACCUCAUCUCCAAGAUGGAAAAGAUCUGACAAGGACCACAGCCACACCUGCCUUCUCCUGUCUGUCCGUCUGAUUUGUCUUGUGUUUUUCUCUCUUAACCUCAACUUGUUUUCAAACUAGAUUGAUUGCUUUUAAAAAAGAAGACUAAAUAAAGUUUCCCUUGAG